Dictyostelium discoideum AX4 is the source of this 3177-nucleotide messenger RNA. It is a transcript of the gene leuS, whose product is annotated as leucyl-tRNA synthetase. The record is from RefSeq and is a predicted model, not a curated record. Gene Ontology annotation, cellular component: cytoplasm. The transcript has 3 exons. Gene Ontology annotation, molecular function: aminoacyl-tRNA ligase activity; aminoacyl-tRNA deacylase activity; nucleotide binding. The coding region runs from base 1 to 3177 and encodes 1058 amino acids. NCBI's taxonomy places the organism in Eukaryota, Evosea, Eumycetozoa, Dictyosteliales, Dictyosteliaceae. Gene Ontology annotation, biological process: leucyl-tRNA aminoacylation; translation; aminoacyl-tRNA metabolism involved in translational fidelity.
AUGUCUACAGCAAAAUUAGAUUUUGUUAGAGCAUAUGAAAAAGAAGUUCAAAAUAAAUGGGAAAGUGAUAAACAAUUUGAAAUUGAUGCAUUAGAUGCACCAGAUGCUGAACAUCCAAAAUAUUUAGCAACAUUCCCAUACCCAUAUAUGAAUGGAAGAUUACAUGUUGGUCAUGUUUUCACAAUCACCAAAGCAGAAUUUAUGUGUCAAUUCCAAAGAUUAAUGGGUAAAAGAGUUUUAUUCCCAUUUGCAUUCCAUUGUACUGGUAUGCCAAUUAAAGCAUGUGCUGAUAAAUUAAAGAAAGAAAUUGAACAAUUUGGUUGUCCACCAGUUUUCCCAGUUAUUGAAGAAAAACCAAUUCAAGAAGUAACAACAGCAGUAAAAGAAGAUCCACUUUCAUUUAAAUCAAAGAAAACAAAAGCAGUAGCAAAAUCAGGAGGAGCAGUAUAUCAAUGGAAGAUUAUGCAAAGUUUAGGUAUUUCAGAUGAAGAGAUUCCAAUGUUUGCAGAUUCAGCCUAUUGGUUAAAUUAUUUCCCACCACAUUGUGAAAGUGAUCUUAAAUUAUUAGGUGUUGGUGUUGAUUGGCGUCGUUCAUUCAUUACCACUGAUGUCAAUGGUUAUUAUGAUUCAUUUGUUCGUUGGCAAUUUGAAUCACUCAAAGCAUUAGGUAAAGUAAAAUAUGGUAAACGUUAUUCAAUUUGGUCAACAAUUGAUGAUCAACAAUGUGCCGAUCAUGAAAGAGCACAAGGUGAAGGUGUUGGACCACAAAAUUAUACUCUCAUUAAAUUAGAGGUUGUUGAACCAAUUCCAGAAUGUCUCAAAGAGAUUCAUUCACAAGGUAAAAAGAUUUAUUUAGUACCAGGUACAUUACGUCCAGAGACAAUGUAUGGUCAAACCAAUUGUUGGAUUCUUCCAACCGGUAAAUAUGGUGCCUUUGAAAUGGCCAAUGGUGAUAUAUUUGUUUGCACAGAAAGAUCCGCUCGUAAUAUGUCAUACCAACAAAUGACCACCGGUAAGGGUGAAUAUAAAUGUCUCGCCAAAUUUGAAGGUUCCGAUAUUUUAGGUGCCGCUUUAAAAGCCCCAUUAGCAAUCAACCCAAUCGUUUACGUCUUACCAAUGUUAACCAUCGAUGAAAAUAAAGGUACUGGUGUCGUUACCUCUGUUCCAUCAGAUUCACCAGACGAUUAUGCUUCACUCCAAGAUUUAAAAGCAAAAGCACCACUUCGUGCCAAAUUCUCAAUCAAAGAUGAAUGGGUUUUACCAUUUGAAGUAGUACCAAUCAUUGAUAUUCCAGGCUAUUCCAAUGAGAGUGCCGUUCGUGCUUACAAGGAUUUAGGUAUCAAAUCACAAAACGAUAGAGCUUUACUCGACCAAGCCAAAGAUCUUUGCUAUCAAAAAGGUUUCAAUGAUGGUGUUAUGAGUGUUGGUCCAUAUGCUGGUCGUAAAGUUUCCGAGGUUAAGAAAAUUAUCAAGGAUGAAAUGGUUGCUUCCGGUCAAGCCGUUGAUUACAGUGAACCAACUUCAAAGGUAGUAUCACGUUCUGGUGAUGAAUGUGUCGUUGCUCUCUCUGAUCAAUGGUAUAUAAACUAUGGUGAUGAUGAUAUCGAAUGGAAGAAUCAAACCAUUAAACAAUUGGAAUCAAUGGAAUUCUAUUCAGCUGAAACUAAAAAGAAAUUUGAAAUCGCUUUAGGUUGGAUGAAUCAAUGGGCAUGUAGUCGUAGUUUUGGUCUUGGUACUCAUUUACCAUGGGAUGAGAAAUUCUUAAUUGAAUCUCUCUCUGACUCUACCAUCUAUAUGGCUUUCUAUACAGUUGCUCAUUUAUUACAAGGUGAUGUCAAUGGUUCAAAACCAGGUAGCGCUGGUAUCACUCCAAAACAAAUGACCUCUGCCUGUUGGGAUUACGUUUUAAUGGGUAAACCAUAUCCAGAGGGUUGUGAAGUUUCAGAGGAAAAACUUAAAGAACUCAAGAAGGAAUUCACCUAUUGGUAUCCAGUAGAUAUUAGAGUAUCAGGUGCUGAUCUCAUUCAAAACCAUCUCACCUUUUUCCUCUACACUCACGCUGCAAUCUUUGAAAAGAAAUUCCAACCAAAGAGUAUUCGUGCCAAUGGUUUCGUCAAUUUAAAUGGUGAAAAAAUGUCAAAAUCAACUGGUAACUUUUUAACACUCGUUGAUUCAGUCGCCAAAUUCUCUGCUGAUGGUACUCGUGUCGCUUUAGCCGAUGCUGGUGAUUCCAUUGAAGAUGCCAAUUUUGUAGAUCAAACCGCUGUCACUUCAUUAUUAAAACUCCACACUCAAAUUCAAUGGGUUCAAGAAACUUUAGACUCUAUUGAUAAAUUCCGUUCUGGUCCAUUAGAUCGUAUUCAAGAUACCAUCUUUGAGAGUGAAAUCAACAAUAUCAUUGUAGAAUCUGAAAAAGCUUAUCAAAAAACCAAUUUCCGUGAUGCUCUUCAUUUAGUAUUCUUUGAUCUCCAAAAUGCUCGUGAUCACUACAAAGUAACCACCUUAGAUCAAAUGCACAAGGAUCUCGUUUUAAGAUUCAUUGAAGUUCAAGCUUUAUUAAUUUAUCCAAUCGCUCCACAUUUUGCUCAAAAACUUUUCAAUAUGCUUGGAAAAGGUAAUAUCUUAAGUGCCGGUUGGCCAAAAGCUGGUGCAAUCGAUUAUGAAGCUUUGAAAAAGAAUAACUAUGUUCAACAAACCAUUUACAAUUUCAGAAUGAAAUUACAAGUUUAUCAAAAGGCAAAAUUAAAAGGUAAACCAGCUGGUACUAAAGCAAUUCCAGAUCAAUCAACCAUCAUUGUAAGUAAGAGUUAUCCAAAAUGGCAACAAGAUGUCUUGGAAUACCUUGCCACCAUCUACAAUGAAGAUUCAAAAUCUUUCACAAAAGAUAACAAUGCCAUCGCUGAAGAAUUAUUAUCUCGUGAAGAAAUGAAACCACAUAAAAAAAAUCUUAUGGGUUUUGUCGCUUCUGCAAUUCAAAAUGUUAAAGAAUCUGGUAAAGAUGCUUUACAAACUUCUCUCUCAUUUGAUGAAACUUCAACUCUCACUGAUAAUAUUGAUUAUAUUUGUAAAACUUUAGAAUUAACUAGUUUCGAUGUUAAAGAUUUCAAUGAAAUCCCUCAAGCUUCUCAAUCAAAAAUACAACCAAUUCCAGGUAAACCACAAUUCCAAUUUGUUUAA